AUGGACCAAUGCGGGUGUAGUCACCUCAUCUCCGCUGCAGGGGUUGAUGUGGAAGAUAUAUUGAAAGCACGACCAGUCCGCCAUGCCAUCCUGCCAUCACUGGAAGAGCUUCUAUACUCCAGGCCCGUGGCACAUUAUCCUUACUCCAAGAUCUGGGACGAAGCGCAGUGGGACCCCUAUCUCGUCCUCCAAACGUCUGGCUCGACCGGGCUUCCCAAGCCCAUCACAUACAACCUACGCGUACCAGCAACAGUUGAUGCGCAGUCGCUGCUCGAAGACACGACGCCGGCGGACGGCCCAGGCUACCGGAGGAUGCGACCAUGUUUGCAUUUCAGAGGUCGUUUGCUGUCUUCCUUCGCGCCCUUUCACACCAUCGGCAGUACUCGUAUGCUCGCGCUCAGUGUGUUCGGCGAGACCGUCCUCGUAUACCCGUUCAGAAAAGGUGAGGCUUCCGCAGCUGCUGUCACGGCUGCCAUUGCACACGGGAACCCAGAUACCGCGUGGCUGUCUCCCGGUGUUCUGGUGCAGAUGUCCAGAUGGGCAGCUGGUCUAUCAGCGCUGGCAAAGCUGAAGAGAGUCUCCUAUGGCGGGUCCAGCCUGCCACGCAGCGCCGGCGAUCUGAUCUCUGAGCAGACCCAUCUCUCCAGCAUCUGGGGCAGCACUGAGACCGGAGGACUCGUCCUCGGGCAACUCGACGCUUCGGACUGGGACUAUCUCUCAUUUUACCCCGAGUACAACGGACUCGAAUGGCGCAUCGCGUCCGACAGGGGCAACGACAAGACAGUGGCCGCUAUUGUUGACCCAUCGUCUGCAUGCUACGAACCUGUCAUUGUCAAGAAGAAGGAGCUGCUGGCCUACCAGGCGAUCUUCUCCGUCUUCCCGAGCCUCGAGCAAUGGCGUACCGGCGACCUAUACACGAAGCACCCGACCAAGCCGCACACGUGGAAGUACGCUGGCCGCAGCGACGACAUGGUCUGUCUUGCCACGGGAAACAGCUUCCACCCCCAGGGCUCAGAAGAUCGGAUGACAGGCCAUGGACUGGCCUCGGGGUGCGUGAUAUUUGGCCAAGACCACCUGCAGCCCGUCAUGCUGAUAGAACUCACCGAGGAAACGACGUGUCGAGUCUCUGAGAGCUCUCGCGACUACGAUCGCGUCGAGGAAGCUAUAUGGAAGCUAGUCGACAGCGUGAACAUGGAUGAGCCGCCACGCAGCAAGGUGGCUCGUACUCAUAUCAUCUUCGCGGGCCCCGCGAAGCCUUUCUUACGCACGAGCAAGGGGACUAUCCAGCGCCGGGCGACAGUUGCGGCGUACAAGGACGAGAUCGAAGCUGUUUAUGCCAUGCACGGUGAUGUCGCAGGAUACACGCUUGGUAGAACAGGUAAGACUGGUCGUGACUGUUGA
Messenger RNA from Anthostomella pinea, 1401 nucleotides. NCBI's taxonomy places the organism in Eukaryota, Fungi, Ascomycota, Sordariomycetes, Xylariales, Xylariaceae. The record is from the annotation of a GenBank genome assembly.